CAACUGAUGUACAUAUAGAUUUAAUUGCAGUUAAAUUAUUCGCGAAUGCUAUGGGAUAUGGAAACGGUUCAGCCGAGUGGACAUCUGUCCGGAUUUGUGGACAAAGCUCUGAAGCUACUAGAUCUACGGCAAGUAAUGAUGGAGGUUGAAACAUCUGUAAUGUCCAAGGUUUCUUGCACUGCUUGCAAAAUCGGCGCUGGUUUACUGCAGCAUUACAUAAAAAACGGCAAGAGCGACGAGGAGAUUAUGGCGAGCAUUUAUCAAUUUUGUGUGUCGCUUAACAUACAAAGCGCCCGAGUUUGCCACGGAGUCACUUUACUCUUUGGGGGAGAGGUGAUUUAUGUGCUGAAGCAAGUGAACAUGGGUCCGGCGCAGAUCUGCAGUUUCGUGAUCGGCGAUGCGUGCGAUGAUGCAUACAACCCGUUGCACGAGUGGGAGGUGGCCUUCCCACCGGUCAAGAAGCCCCCGAUCAAGCCGCCAAUUCCGCCGCAGGAAGGCGCGCCGACAUUCAAGGUCUUACAUAUUUCCGACACGCAUUACGAUCCAUACUAUCAAGAGGGUGCGAACGCCGAAUGCAACGAGCCUCUCUGCUGUCGGCUGACGAACGGCGCUCCGUUGACCGCUUCAGCCGCCGCCGGACGAUGGGGCGAUUACAGAAAGUGCGACACGCCCAAGAGAACGAUCGACCAUAUGCUCAAGCACAUCGCCGACACACAUUCGGAUAUCGAUUAUAUUUUGUGGACGGGCGAUUUGCCACCCCAUGACGUAUGGAAUCAAACACGAGAAGAAAAUCUAAAAGUUUUGCGUGACACGGUCACGCAAAUGGUGGAGAUGUUUCCUGGCAUACCGAUAUUUCCGGCUCUAGGAAACCACGAGAGCGCACCGGUCAACAGUUUUCCUCCACCCUUUGUGCCUCAAGAAAAUAGUAUUUCAUGGUUGUACGAUGAACUCGAUAAGCACUGGCGACGUUGGCUGCCAGCUGGUGUGUCUCAUACCGUCCGUCGCGGCGCCUUCUAUUCAGUCCUAGUUCGACCAGGUUUUAGGAUUUUGUCUGUAAAUAUGAAUUAUUGCAACAAUAAGAACUGGUGGCUGUUAAUCAACAGUACGGAUCCGGUCAGCGAGCUGCAGUGGCUCGUAUACGAGCUACAAGGUGCCGAGAUCAAUGGUGAGAAAGUACACAUUAUUGGCCACAUCCCACCCGGACAUUCAGAUUGUUUAAAGGUGUGGUCAAGGAAUUAUUAUCAUAUAAUCAAUCGCUAUGAAUCAACGAUCACAGCACAAUUCUUCGGGCACACACAUUAUGACGAGUUCCAGAUAUUCUAUGAUACAUCAGACCUUGGUAGAGCACUCAGCAUCGCCUACGUCGGUCCCUCGGUCUCGCCAUACUAUGAUCUCAAUCCCGGUUACAGGAUAUAUUACGUCGAUGGAGAUCAUUCCAAGACUACAAGAAUGGUCGUCGAUCAUGAAAGCUGGGUCAUGAAUCUAAAGGAGGCGAAUCUUUAUGAUUACCCGAUCUGGCAUAAGAUGUAUAGCGCACGGCAAGCCUACCAAAUGCCGUCGCUUUUGCCAAAGGACUGGGAUGCGCUGAUCGACAAGAUGACUAACGAGCCAGCUCUAUUUGAUCUUUAUUAUAAACAUUACUACAAGAACUCUCCGGUGCGACCGGCUUGCAACGAUGAGUGUCGUAAGAGAUUACUCUGUGAUUUGCGCAGCGGAAGAAGUCAUGAUCGAAAAGCGUUAUGCCAGAGUCUGGAGGCGAGGAUUGACGACGAGACAAGAACAGGCUGGCGUGCUUGGAUCUACAAAGGACUCGCAUUAUCGAUGUCUGUGGUUAUGGCCAUCCCCAGGUUUGCAUACAAUUUACCAAAGUAUGUCCUAGGAUUGGGUUAGAACGAUGGAAUGAACGCCAAGUGCAAAUUUUUGAAUAAAUUUGUGAUGUUAAAUUAUUAAAAAUACUCACGCUAUCGUCGUAGCGUUCAAAACGCGAAUUUCGACGCUAUUGACGAUCGACGAUUACCUUCGUCGAAAUUAAAUAUUAUGUUCCAUUUGCAAUUAUUUUGCAAAAUCUCACACAUUUAUUAAUUU
Pogonomyrmex barbatus (red harvester ant) is the source of this 2085-nucleotide messenger RNA. Its product is annotated as sphingomyelin phosphodiesterase. NCBI's taxonomy places the organism in Eukaryota, Metazoa, Arthropoda, Insecta, Hymenoptera, Formicidae. The record is from RefSeq and is a predicted model, not a curated record. Gene Ontology annotation, molecular function: acid sphingomyelin phosphodiesterase activity. Gene Ontology annotation, cellular component: lysosome. Gene Ontology annotation, biological process: sphingomyelin catabolic process; ceramide biosynthetic process.